Molecule: messenger RNA, 805 nt
Organism: Octopus bimaculoides (California two-spot octopus)
Lineage: Eukaryota; Metazoa; Mollusca; Cephalopoda; Octopoda; Octopodidae
Product: neuronal acetylcholine receptor subunit alpha-9
Source: RefSeq, a predicted model, not a curated record
AUGAAAUUCAUAGCUAUCUUAUUACUAGCGGUUAAUGUGAACGCUAUUUCUGAGAAAAGCAUUCUGCGAUCAAUGUUGCUUCAAAAUUACACGAAAAGCGAGAGGCCUGUCCAUAAUGAUGAAGACAUAGUGAAAGUAGAUGUAUUCCUUGAAAUGUUUAAAAUAAUUGAAUUAGAUAUUCAAAAAGCUUUGCUUACAAGCAAAGUUGUGCUUGGUUUAUCAUGGAAAGAUAUCUACUUGCUGUGGAAUACAACAAUGAAAAAUAUAACUUACAUAAGCGUAAAUGUAGAUGACAUAUGGUAUCCUACUGUUUCCAUAUGUAACGAUAUGUCAGGCAAAUUUUCUCAACAUGAAGGAGAAGGAGCCACUGUAAAAUAUGACGGAUCAGUGUCUUUACAUAUGGAUGGAAUUUUCCAAACUCACUGUACAAUUAACAUGCUUAAAUAUCCUUUAGAUGAACAUGAAUGUAAUAUUACCGUCUGCUUAGGUCAUCAGGAGAAUAUAGAGAAAACCAUGCAAAGCUUUUCUUUUAACAAUUUGCAUAAUGCGGAAGCAGAUAAGUGGGAAUAUAAGUUUGCUGUAGGGAACGUUACUGAAAAGGAAAUCAUAUCGGCUAGUGUUACUAUUUUCGCAAAAAGAAAAUUUAUGAGUGAAACAUUAACAUACUUCAUAUUCCCAAUAAUGCUGACAAUACUGAACUUAGGCGUGUAUUUAUUGCCUGCUGAAUCGGGAGAGAAGGUUUCAGUUGCAAUCACAAUUUUCCUUGCCAAUGUUGUCUAUCUGACAGAAACGGCCAAAGUAUUGG